Molecule: messenger RNA, 741 nt
Organism: Debaryomyces fabryi
Lineage: Eukaryota; Fungi; Ascomycota; Pichiomycetes; Serinales; Debaryomycetaceae
Gene: RBT4
Product: Rbt4p
Exons: 1
Coding region: 1-741 (246 amino acids)
Cellular component (GO): extracellular region
Source: RefSeq, a predicted model, not a curated record
AUGCAAUUUUUAAAAUUAGCUACUGCUUUAUCUAUCUUGUCUGUCGUUUCUGCUGAAACCGUGUACGUGACUCAAACCCAUCUUACUACCAUCCAAGGUGGUGACGGUCAAGCUGGUACUACUCUUUCCACCGAGGUUGCUGCUCCUACUGGUGCUACCACCUCUGUUGCUGCUGAAGUCAAGGCUCCAAAGAGUGUCUUGGGUGAUGGUGAAGGUUCUACCCAAUCUGCUGCUCCAACCACUUUGGUUUCCAAGACCAGCUCUGCUGCUGAAACCGCUUCAUCCACUGAAUCCGACUCCUCAAGUUCUGGUUCUGGUGUCAGCGGUGUUGAAGACGAAGAUUUCGCCAAAGCUAUCUUGAAGGCCCACAACGAAAAGAGAGCCGACCACAACGUUGACGCUUUAUCUUGGGACUCGCAGGUUUACAAGUACGCCCAAGACUACGCCGACCAAUACGACUGUUCUGGUACCUUAACCCACUCCGGUGGUGAGUACGGUGAGAAUUUGGCUCUUGGUUACAACACUGCUGAAAAGGCCGUCAAUGCUUGGUAUGAAGAAGGUAACGAUUACGAUUACUCCUCUUCUUCCUCUUUCGACCACUUCACCCAAAUCAUCUGGAAGGACACCACCAAAUUAGGUUGUGCCUACAAGGACUGUUCUUCCGCCGGUAAAUACAUUGUCUGUUCUUACGACCCUGCUGGUAACGUUGUCGGUGAAGGUAAGGCUAACCUUUCAAGUUAA